CUCCAACCCAUCCCAAUUCCCUUCCCCCGUGGAAAUAGACUUCUUCCCCUCUCUCGAUCUCGCAGGCCUCCCUCGAUGUCCAGCAGCCGCGGCGACGCGCUCCUUGACUCGGCGCCGCUGCUCGGCGGCGGCGCCGGCGGGGGGCAGCGUAGAGGCAACGCGCUCCGCCGGCCGUCGCUGCGCGGCGCCGCGCGCCUGCUGCGCCGCAGCGGGCGGCGUGCGAUGCGGGAGCCGUCGAUGCUCGUGCGGGAGGCGGCGGCCGAGCACCUCGAGGAGCGGCAGGCGGACUGGGCCUACUCCCGCCCCGUCGUGGCGCUCGAUCUCCUCUGGAACAUCUCCUUCAUCACCGUCGCCGCCGUCGUGCUCGUGCUCAGCCGCAACGAGAAAUCCCCCAUGCCGCUCCGGACCUGGGUCGCCGGCUACGCCCUGCAGUGCGUCGUCCACAUGGUCUGCGUCGCCGUCGAGUACCGGAUGCGCCGAAGCCAGCGCGGCGGGGCCCCGGCGCCCGCCGACGAGGAGAGGGGCAGCGACGGCUCGUCCUCGUCUAGCGACGAGGAUGCCAGCGAGCACCAUCUUCGUGGUCGCGACACCGAUUACGUCAGUUUGGCAAAGCAUCUGGAGUCUGCAAAUACAAUGUUCUCCUUCAUAUGGUGGAUAAUUGGAUUUUACUGGAUAUCUGCCGGGGGUGAAGAGGUUAUCCGUGAUGCACCUCAACUAUACUGGCUUUGCAUAGUCUUCCUGGCGUUUGAUGUGUUCUUUGUUGUUUUCUGUGUCGCUCUGGCUUGCAUUAUUGGUAUUGCCGUUUGUUGCUGCCUCCCUUGCAUUAUAGCAAUUCUGUAUGCUGUCUCUGAUCAGGAAGGAGCAUCUGAAGAUGAUAUUCGCCAAAUUCCGAAAUAUAAAUUCCGUAGGAUGGAUGAACCUGAAAAGGAUUCUGCUGAUGCCACUGAGUCUUCUGGUGGAAUAAUGAUAGAGUGUGGCACCAACCAACCUAUAGAGAAAGCACUUGCAGCUGAAGAUGCAGAGUGCUGCAUUUGCAUUUCAGCAUACGAUGAUGGUGCAGAGCUGCGUGAACUCCCUUGUGGCCACCAUUUCCACUGUGCCUGCAUUGACAAGUGGCUGCACAUCAACGCAACAUGCCCCCUGUGCAAGUUCAGUAUCCGGAAGGGCGGCAGCAGCAGCGGUAGCGAGGAAGUAUAAAUGUAUCCCACUUGAGAAUGCCAUCGGUCCGACUUCACGCCUGAGUCCUCGCUAAUGUGGUGUAAAUUUUUGUAUCCCAAAUGUGCUGAUAGUGUCAAUCAUGUCAUGUCUUAAAGGUGACUAAAGUGCUGUCCAUAUUACAGAAUUAGUUCUGGGGUGUAUCUCUGCAGUUCGGACUAUAUGCUUAGUUACCCAGUGGGCUGUAUAAUUAUGUUUGAGCGAUUCAUGCUAUAUCCCCAUACCUGUUUGUGUCAAA
Molecule: messenger RNA, 1453 nt
Organism: Aegilops tauschii subsp. strangulata
Lineage: Eukaryota; Viridiplantae; Streptophyta; Magnoliopsida; Poales; Poaceae
Product: E3 ubiquitin-protein ligase At1g63170
Biological process (GO): ubiquitin-dependent protein catabolic process; protein ubiquitination
Cellular component (GO): plant-type vacuole
Molecular function (GO): ubiquitin protein ligase activity
Source: RefSeq, a predicted model, not a curated record